Molecule: messenger RNA, 6569 nt
Organism: Hydractinia symbiolongicarpus
Lineage: Eukaryota; Metazoa; Cnidaria; Hydrozoa; Anthoathecata; Hydractiniidae
Exons: 14
Coding region: 1750-5301 (1183 amino acids)
Biological process (GO): microtubule-based movement
Molecular function (GO): ATP binding; microtubule motor activity; microtubule binding
Source: RefSeq, a predicted model, not a curated record
CAGCGCAUGCGUAUAACAUGCCUGUUUACGUCAUAAGUGUGAAAGUUGUAGAGAAGUACAUGUUUAUCACAAAAAACAGGAAAGCAUUAAUGAAGAUGCAAUAAGAUACUAUAAUCUGUUAAUCAUGGUCAUUAUUUAAAGAUAGGUUUGAAGGAUAGGGGCAUUGAAGUUGAUUGUUGUAUGAGUAAUCCCAUAUCAUUGGAGUCGUUGUUUCUCACGAGAUUAUGAAAUGUCCACACAUUGUCAUUCGAAUGGACAGCUUAAACAUUAUGCUUCGUUGCCAUUUGAGAUGAGUUAAUCUUUCCUGGACUAGUUUCUAUUUUUGUUUUCAUGUAAUCGCAAUCUACAUUCACUAAAUCUUAGGAAUCUCAGUUGCCAGAGUGUUCGAUCUACACCUGAAAGUUUGUGGGUACGAACGCUACAUGAGGCCGUUGUCUAGUUUGUCAAUUUUCUAGAGAUUUCUGUAGUUCAAAUAGGAACUCUAAACACCCUAGGGCUACCUUCUGUUUUUUCCUGGAAACAAUUGACAGGGUAUAUUAACUCUAUGGUAUUGAGGCUUUUACGUUUAGCGCCGAAUUUAUUAUUUGAUUUUUCUCUUUUUAAAAAAAACAAACUUUGCUAUUGAAAUUUCUGCUUCCUCUUUUGUUAAUGAAUGAAUUUGUAAUCAAUCAAGAAUUUUCGAUUAAUCUUUUUUUUAAAGAACUGCUGUGUUAUUAAGCGUCGUUUCUUAGAUACCAAAAGAAAUAGUUUAAAAUCUGUAUAGAAACUAAAAGAAAGUCUGGCUGUUUUGAUAAAAUACCGUCUCUCACUUUUUGCAUGGGACUGCUUAUCUACAAUGCUUUCAUAUAAUUAUUCUAAAUAUUUGUGCUUGAUUAUACAGACCCUCUGAGGAGCUAUUUUUCCCAGCUAAAUAGAUAAGUAAGUGGGUAGAAAUGACAAUAAAAUGGUUAUUUAUCAUUUAUAUUCAUAGACAGAAUGUCCGAAUCACAAAAAGGUUUAUUUAGAACACUAAAAAGACAAAGACGUCAAAAUAGCUUUUUUUUCAUCUAUGGUAUGUAACACAGAAUACAAUAAAAUUUUCUGUUUUAAGGUAAUACACAAAUCAUAUUAUUUUUUGAGUAUUUUUAUGUAAGCUGUCUCAUUGUAAAAACUAAUAAUCAAUAUCUAUAACACUCAUUAAUAAUUACCAUUACUGUUUUUUUGUGAUCUCUAAAUCGCAAUACCUACUGACGAAUUGUAAUGUCAUCUAUUGUAACAUAAAACUUGUGCAUUUGAGUUUUUCAUUGCUUAAUUGGAAGACAGAAAAUUGCCGACACCUUUUCCCUUUUAAAAUAUAAAUUAUAAAAAAACUAGAAAAAGUGAUUUGACAAGCAAACAAGUAUCUAUUAUUUGCGGAAUAAUACAGAUAGAAGAACAUGUCAUAUAUAAAUCACUUUCACCAAUUAUAUUGAAACACGUGUGGUUUUUGUUCUAAACUUACAAUUACUAAUUCCUCACCGACAGUAGACCAUAGCCGACAACUUUAAAAUCAAAACAAUCCAUAUUAAUAACUGGCAAGCCGAUUGCGUCAGUGAUACCGCGAUAGUUUAAAUAUACGAAGAGACGCCACAUUCCUUUAACAUCAUUUACAACUCAUUCAUCCUGUUCAUUGCACGUGUUGUAAGGAAAAUGUCGAUAUUCAGUGGAUAAAGUCAAUAUCGUAACAUUUCGCAAGCCUUUGACAGAUUCAAAACAUAUGGUAGAGAAACAAUGUCUGUUAAAAUAUCAGAAUUAACACCAGCAUUAGCGAACGUUCUUCAAGAAACUCAUGAAACAAGCGAAGUGACCUGUCAAAGCUGUCAAACUGAUUUUAACUUCAUCAUUGACAAAACGUUACAGCCAAUGACGUCAUUAUCAGAAAUGUAUUCCAGCCUGCCAAGAAAUUGGACAGCCAGUCGCGAUAAGAAGCAAAAAUUGGAGUCGAAAUUUCAAAAGACACCAGACAUAACUAUUGCAUCGCUUGGUAAAGAGAAUAUAACUCCAGCUGCAUCGUUUUUUGUUAAGGCUGCUCAAAAAUUAAAUUUGGCGUCAAAAACCAAAACUCGAAAAUCAAGAAAAAAGAAGGAAGAUUCAUCCAUGGAGCAAAAUAGAUAUGCAUUUCAAACUAACUUCAGUGAACUAAUUAUGCGCACACCACCUCAAGCCCCACCAUCCUUGUUUAAGAAUGGAACUGUGAGAAGAGGAGAUGGACAUGGAAAGGUUCGUCUUAUACUUCGGGUUGUCGAUAGGAAAAGCAAACCAGAAACUUGUCUCACAGUAGAUGCUAAGAAAAAACAAGUCCUGUUAAGGGAUUCAACGUUAAGUACGGACGGUCAAAAACGAUUUGAAAAAGCGCCACGGUUAUUUUCAUUUGAUAACAUAUUUGAUAAAGACGCUGUUCAAACAGAAAUCUGUUCUGGGACCCUUGUGGAUCUUCUUCAUACUGUUGUCAAUGGUAAUGAUGCUUGUUUGAUAACAUAUGGAUAUCCGAAGCUUGGUAAAUCAGCUAUUAUGAUUGGUCGUGAUACUGCACCAGAGAAUAUUGGAAUCAUACCAUGCGCAAUAUCGUGGUUAUAUCAGCUAAUAGAUGACCGAAAACAAAGAACUGGUGCCAGAUUCUCUAUCCGAGUAUCAGCCGUAGAAAUUGUUGGUAAAUCUGAGAAUUUAAAAGAUCUAUUAGGAGAGCAAGGAAAUGGUAGUAUCAGCAGCAACGUAACUUCUCCCAGUGUUUACUUGCCAAGAGAACGAGCAUCCAGUAUUCAGCUAUCAGAUUUUACAGAACUUCGUGCUCCAAAUGCUGAGAAAGCUGCUUUUUUCUUCGACGCAGCAGUUGCUGCUAAAACGUCACCAAUAACUCCUAAAAAUGAACAUGGGAAAUAUUUGGAAGAUCCAGAUGAAAGAAAAAACUCCAAUAUGAUUUAUACCCUCCAUGUUUAUCAAUACAUGAUCGAUAAAGUUGGAACAGGAGAAAUUCAUGGUGGCCGUUCUCGUCUACAUCUUAUCGACUUAUCUGGUUGUAGUCGCAAAAAGAAAAGUCGAGACACAGGGCAGGGUACAUGGCUACCAUUGUCAGCCUUAGGAAAUGUUAUUGUUUCAUUAUCAAAUGGAACAAAACAUAUUCCACAUCGUGACAGCAAGCUAACGACACUGCUACGAGAAGCGAUGGGUUCAUUGUCCUCAAGAGUUACUAUGAUUGCCAAUGUAUCACAGGAUCCAAAACAUUGCUUUGAGACUUUGUCAACGCUUCAAGUAGCUUCAAGAAUACACAGAUCAAGGAAAAAGAAGAGUCGAUAUUCAAGUACAAGUUCUUCUGGAGGUGAUAGCUCUUGCGACGAGAAGAAAAAACAUAGGCGUCGAUGCAAGCCUGUUACACCUCUACUGGUGACAGAAGCAUGUUAUUCAGACAAUGUGGGCGAAUCUGAAUUUACAUCAACAAGUGCUGCAGAGGAAUCGUGCGACACUGUAAUCUAUUUAGGACCAUCUGGUGGUGCUGUAAGUGAUCGAGAAUUAACCGAUUUCGAACAUCCUCCAGAAUUUCCAAAAAAGUCUGCAAUAAAAAGUGAUAUCGUACCGUCGGUGCUUACCACAAAUCAGCCGGCCACUGCUCCUGUGCUAGGAUCUACUGAAACUAGUUUUAGCUCUUCUUCUUUAAAAAGAAAAGAUACGAAAGCCAAAUCAAAUUCUGAGAAAGAUCGAUCACACACUUUAUCAAGAAGGCAUACUGACGAACAACCAGCACCAAUCAUAGUAAAUAUCACCGACCAGUUAGCUAAAUCUCCCUUGGAGGAGCAUGCUGACACAGUUUUAUCAUCACCAACAAAAGUAACACCAAUUGACAAUAAAAGUAACUUCCGGCCUUCAUAUCAACAAAAACUAAAUUGUUUUGAAAACAACCUAAACUUAAUUAAAAACUCGGACAGUUUGCCAAUUCGUGGACGUAAUAAAUCUUACUCCAUGCAACAACAUAAUCAUACAGAAGAAUCGUCCCGUAAAAGGACAAGAAGUCUUCGCUUAAACAAACUUGACGAAAGACAAUGUGUUAGUACAAAUUCUUCCCCCUUUAAAAGAACUCAAAGCUUUAGAGAUGAAUAUAUAACAAGGACGGCAAGUUUAGACAGGACUUUUACACGACACGAAGUUGAGUUGGUUAACGGUAACAUUUGCAACAACUUUAAGUCAACAGAUACAGUAUCUAGCGUUGGAACUGUUGAAAACUUUGAAAGGCAAUUAGUUUCACAAAUUGCGGAACGAUUUGCCCUUGAAGAUGAGUUUAGUUACGUUGAUGAUAUUGAUCCUCGGUUGUUCAAUGCUCAAGGGAAUGAAAAAUCCUGCGCAAGUGAGGAAUUUUUUAUAGAUGACGAUUUAGAAAGUAUAGGCGCCGAGCUUGAUCCCUCCGCUCCAGAUAACUUUAAUGUGUACAACCAUAAUUCAUCUCUUCUUAAAAGUACAAAGUCACUUGUCGAGAAGAGUGAAGAAAGAGACAAUGAUAUAAUACCUUGUAAUAAUUGUAUUGGUGAAUGCAGGUGUAAGGUUUACACACAUGACUUGCCAUGCGCGUCUGUCAUUCAAAGAAGAAAUCUGUGUGACUAUGAUAGUGCUGAGGAUACGGAUGAAAGGACAAACAAGCAGUUAAGUUUGCAAAAGUUACGGAACCGAAACAGCUUCAGUAGUUGUGAUAGUCAUCUGGAUCAUUCACCACGAAACUUUUGUAAACGACCACCAUCCGAAGGCGUAAGUAGUGGCUACGAAAGCAUGAGAUGUGAGAGUAGCGCCAACAUACAUGCAUCCACUGAUUAUACAUAUGAGAAAGGAAAGCCUGUUCUGAACAAGAAAGUUUGUGUUGACGAAUUAUUCUAUUCGAGCAAAGAAGAUAACAAUAGGCUUGACCGUGCAGCGCAUCAUCGCACGCAGAUAAAGGAAUUAAUCGAGGAAAGGCAAGACUUAAAAGAAGAGUUGCAUCAAACAUUGAAAAAAUUAGUGUUAAGCAGAGUACCUUUGCCUGAUAUUGAUGAACGGCUUCGAGAAAUAACAACACAGAGUAAAGACACGAAAAAGUUACUGUCACGAGAAAAUCGUAUCUUGGAACGAAAAGUAAAAGUUUGCAAAUCACAUCUAGAGUUGGUGACGUAUUUUGACGGAACUCCGAAUGAAACCCCCUCUGCUACUCCUUCGUGUUCACCGAAAAAGAAAAGUCCGUAUCGAAAACUCUCGGCUAAACUUAAAUCAAAAUUGACUAGAAACUCCUCACCAAGUAGGAAAGCAUACAAAGUAACAUCUGUAUAAGUAUUCCCAAAUGAAAAAAAAAACAUGUUGAUAUUUUCGGAAGCCAAAAUGGGAACUUUUAAAGCGAUACAAACCCCGUUCUGUUCAGAAUAAUGCCUGCUUGUCGAAAGUGCUGGCAGGUACGACAAGUUACAUGCGAAUAAAGAGAGAAAAUCAAUUUAUUCUUUCUAGGGAUUCGAGUCUUGAACUUUAGCGUUUCACAGAUCAUAUUAUUGCUGUUACAGUAUGCUACUUCUACAAUUGAUAUUUUGAGAAAAUUGCCAAAAUAUGCAACCUUAGCAACCAUAUUUUUUUGUGUACAUAUAUAAGUUAUAAAUUAAUAUACCAAGCACUUUAGUUCAUAUUUCUAUAUUGUAAAAUCUGACUUUUGAUAGAAAAAACAAGAUGAAAUAUACGCCAACUAUCUUGUAGAGUUACAGUAGCAAAUGCGAUAGCUGCUAGGCGACUUCCCUUAUUUGUUAAGAUCCGGUCUUAAUCUGAUCAAAAUUCCGAAAACGUUUUCAGCCGUGUUUAAGAACGCUUUAACCUUUAGUCACAUAUCGACGUAAAUAUGCGUCAAGAAUAAAGAUCUAUAUCUAUGCUCACAACAAUAGAGAUUUAGCACGAUAUUGUUGUUUUGGUGUUAUAUUUACCGAACUGAUAUUUGCUAAGGUGCAUUUAAGUUAUUUUAGCUACCUACCUAAAACGUCGUAAAUGUCCCAUAGCUAGAUUUGCUGCAUCAAAAUUUUCAGUUGGUUAAGUACGUAUUUCUAAUGUUACAUUUAGUUAUAUAGUUACAAGGAAAUUAAUUCUUGAUGCCAAAGUUUGUUUUUUUAGAAAACACGAAAAUUCUGUUCGCCUUCUUAACUACGAUAUUCUGUAGUUAACGCUAUUUUUGGCCACCUUUUGCUUCGCUGUUAGCCGUGCUACGCACUCCCAGGAAGGAAAUUUAAUUCUCUUUGAUAUGGGCCUUUCUUUUAUUUCUCAAAAUCAAGUUAUCACAAGUUGUGGCUAAUAGAUCAAUUAUUUCGGUUUUGUUUUGACGUGUGCGUGUUAUAUGUUGAACAAAGGGUUAAAACGUUCUACUACAAAUUUGCAUUUCUUUAUUUUUGAUGUCAAGGAUGAAAAUUCUAUUUUAUUUAUUUUUUUAAUCUACAAGACCAAGAAUAUUUCAGUCAGUCUCUUUUUAAAAGACACGGGCUUUAUUGUUUUAUGAACUAUAAUGGGUAUAUUGUUAUAGGUUUUUCCAAUCUUCAAAUCGAGAAAAACAAACCAAUUUCUUCCGCUGU